CCAUGCAGGCCCGCUACUCGGUGUCGGACCCCAACGCCCUGGGGGUGGUGCCUUACCUCAGCGAGCAGAACUACUACCGGGCGGCCGGCCCCUACGGCCCCGUGGCGGGCUCCGGGGGGGUGUACCCGGGCCCCGCCGAGCAGUACGCGGCGGGCCUGGGGCGCUCCUACGGGCCCUACCACCCGCACCAGCCCGCCGCCCCCAAGGACCUGGUGAAGCCGCCCUACUCCUACAUCGCCCUCAUCACCAUGGCCAUCCAGAACGCGCCCGACAAGAAGAUCACCCUCAACGGCAUCUACCAGUUCAUCAUGGAGCGCUUCCCCUUCUACCGGGAGAACAAGCAGGGCUGGCAGAACUCCAUCCGCCACAACCUCUCGCUCAACGAGUGCUUCGUCAAGGUGCCCCGCGACGACAAGAAGCCCGGCAAGGGCAGCUACUGGACCCUCGACCCGGACUCCUACAACAUGUUCGAGAACGGCUCCUUCCUGCGCCGGCGGAGGCGCUUCAAGAAGAAGGACGUCUCCAAGGAGAAGGACGAGCCCCUCCGCGACCGCCACCCCAAGGAGCCGCCCAAGGGCCCCGACGCCGCCGCCGCCGCCAAGGAGGCGCCGGCCGCCGCCCCGUCGGAGAAGAAGGUGGUCAUCAAGAGCGAGGCCGCCUCCCCGGACCUGCCCGUCAUCACCAAGGUGGAGACCCUCAGCCCGGAGAGCGGCGGCGGCGGCGGCGGGGGGCUGCGGGACAGCCCGCGGAGCGUGGCCUCCACGCCGUCGGGGUCCACCGAGAGCUCCCUGCCGGGAGACCCCCACCACCCGGGCGCCCCCAACGGCCUGUCGGGCUUCAGCGUGGAGAACAUCAUGACGCUGCGGACUUCCCCGCCGGGGGAGCUGAGCCCCGCCGGCCGGACGCCGGGCCUGGGCUCCCUCGGCUACCCCCCGGCCCAGCCGCCCUCCAUCUACAGCCAGGCCUGCAGCCAGGGGGGGCUGGGGGAGGCCGGCGGCAGCUACCAGUGCAGCAUGCGGGCCAUGAGCCUCUACGCCGGCGAGCGGGCCGCCCACCUGUGCGCCCCCGACGACGCGCCCGAGCAGCAGAGCAACGGCGCCGCCUCGCCCCUGGCCGCCAUGAACCUGGCGUCGGGGGGGCAGCACCAGGAGGCCCCCGGCCACUCCCACCACCCCCACCACCACCCCCACAUGCCUCACCCCCAGGGCGGCGGGCAGGCGGCGGCGGCCUCCUGGUACCUGAACGCCCCGUCGGAGCUCAACCCGCACCUGUCGGGCCACGCCUUCGGCUCGCAGCAGCAGGCCUUCCCCAACGUGCGGGACAUGUUCAGCUCUCACCGGCUGGGCCUGGAGACCUCGGCGCCGCUGAGCGACCCACAGGUGAGCACAAACGCCGGCUGCCAGAUCCCCUAUCGAUCCGCGCCCUCCAUAUACCGCCACUCCGCCACCCCUUACUCCUAUGACUGCGCCAAGUAUUGACCUCUGAGCGCGUGCAGAGGGCCGGCCGAGAGGAUCGGAGC
This is a messenger RNA of Euleptes europaea (tarantolino), 1519 nucleotides long. It is a transcript of the gene FOXC2, whose product is annotated as forkhead box C2. The coding region runs from base 3 to 1478 and encodes 491 amino acids. The transcript has a single exon. NCBI's taxonomy places the organism in Eukaryota, Metazoa, Chordata, Lepidosauria, Squamata, Sphaerodactylidae. The record is from RefSeq and is a predicted model, not a curated record. Gene Ontology annotation, molecular function: DNA-binding transcription factor activity, RNA polymerase II-specific; RNA polymerase II cis-regulatory region sequence-specific DNA binding. Gene Ontology annotation, biological process: anatomical structure morphogenesis; cell differentiation; regulation of transcription by RNA polymerase II.